Messenger RNA from Topomyia yanbarensis, 2150 nucleotides. RefSeq names its product toll-like receptor 7. The transcript has 6 exons. The record is from RefSeq and is a predicted model, not a curated record. Lineage: Eukaryota; Metazoa; Arthropoda; Insecta; Diptera; Culicidae. Gene Ontology annotation, molecular function: protein binding. The coding region runs from base 45 to 1967 and encodes 640 amino acids.
CGUUGGAAAGCAUGAAAAGUGACCUACCUAAUUAGUCUCCAAAAAUGUUACGUUCAAUCUGUUAUUAUGCGGCUGCAUGCUGCAUUUUACUCCUAACUCCGUGUGUAACAUACGGUCGUGCGGAUACGGCACAAAUGGUGGAGAUUUGCACGCUUUGCCGCUGUCUGGAAGAUACCGAGGAAUCAUCAAUCGUCGUAGACUGUCUAGGGAAGAGCUGGGAACAUCAUCAGCGACCUUCGAAUUAUUUCGACCUACGCAACAUCGUGUGGCCGGUAGGCAAGGAUGCCGCCAGCGACAGAGCGCCUAAAGUUCGCGCGUUUUUCAAAGAUCUCAAUUUUCCGUACCUGCCCAAGAUUCCAACCAGCGUCAACGUGGUGGAGCUGUAUUUCCAAAAUGAUUCCAUUCAAUCACUCCCGACCGAACCGUUUGGAAAUUUCAAGAAUUUGGAAACUCUAACUAUAACCAACAACAAUUUAAAUAGUAUUGAAAAGGAUUUCUUCGCCUUAAAGAACAAACUAGUCCACCUGGACUUAUCGAACAAUUCGCUGACGACAGUGACCGCUCUGGAGCGGGCUUGGUUUGAGUCGCUGGAAGUUAUUGAUCUAUCUUAUAACAAACUCAUCACUGUUUCAGCUCAGCUGAUUCGUUCGCUGCAGAACGCCAGCAUCGUACGUUUGGCAGGUUGUGAAAUUUACCAUUGGAACAGCGAGACGGUUACACGCUGGAAGGUGCUUAAUUUAAACUGGAACAAGCUGAGCUCUGUUAGUACCAGUACCUUCGCUGGUUUGGAACAGCUAGAAGCCCUUUAUCUGUCGCACAACAACAUCCGCUCAAUCGAAUCGCAUGCUUUCGAAGGGAUGCAACAACUGGAACGAUUAGAUGUUUCACACAAUGAAAUUGUAAAUCUGGAAGCCAAUUUGGUCCUUCCCACGACGCUGGAGAUGAUCAACGUUGCCUACAAUGGUAUCGAACGCUGGCCGUUCGCUGAAAUCCCUGACAAUCUACGAAUAAUGAAUCUACGAAACAACGGAUUGUUCGAAAUAAACCCGGGUCAUUCGGUGAAAGUGGUGAUCCUGGAAGCGAGUCACAACCGACUGGAAACAUUUCUUGGCGAUUCCUUCCCGGAGCUAACGGAAUUGGAUCUGUCGUUUAACUUGCUAACGGAUGUUCCUCGCAACCUGGGUCAAACGUUAUCUACAUUAAUUUUGGAUGGUAAUCCAAUGGAACGAAUUUUCUUUGAAAGCAAGACACCGCUGAAGAUGCUGUCGUUAAAUGCUAUGCCAAAUUUGGAAGAGCUGGCAGCGUUUGCUUUUUGGAAACUAGUCGGCGUGGAUGAUUUAAAAGAGCGGGAUUGUGUAGAAGUACGAAUCUCGAAUUGUCCUAAGCUGCGCCGCAUUGAUUCAAUGGCCUUCGCUGAGGAGAAUAAUUUGUGCAAGCUGGACCUGAGUUACAACCAGCUGACAUCGAUACCGCAAAAUCUGACCGAAUGGUAUAGCUUAUACGGAGGAGUGAAUCUUCAAGGAAAUCCACUGAACUGCAAUUGCUCCGAACAGUGGUUGGUUGAUGAAAUCCUUCCACUACUAUACGAGAAAGAUGAGCUUCAGUAUUUGUUAGAUGAUUUGCGUUGUGCCAGUCCAGUUGAACGUCGCGGUAAACGCUUGGUGAAAUACCUCAACCAUAGGGGUGCAUUCUGUGGAGGUCCGAAAAUGGAACGGUUGCAAAUGGCUCCGGUAAACACUCCGAGGUUGGAUAGAUCGGACGAAAUAGUGCAGGCAGGUUUCGGGAACAUUCUCUGCUCCGUAGACGACGAUCAAUGCCUUCACGCUCACGAUGGUUGGGGAAUGAUAAUUGUAGCUGCCGUAGUUACUACCACAACCCUUCUUUCGAUCGUAAUGAUUAUUUUUAUUGCAAUUCGACGAAGGGAGGAACGAAGAAGGGCGGUCGAAAGUGUUUGGUUAAUGCGUUAAAAAUACUUAUUAGAUGUAUGCUUGGUGUGUUUGCCAUCGGGAAAUAUUAUUCAUUCUUUCAUUGGCUGAUCCUUAGCACACACGCGAAAAGUAUAAUAAUAGUUCAAGGCCACUAUUUCGAUAAUACUUGGAUGUAAACUGUUUGUAGACUUUAGGAAGUUUCUCGAUUAUGAAAAUAAAAAC